Molecule: messenger RNA, 1750 nt
Organism: Hemibagrus wyckioides
Lineage: Eukaryota; Metazoa; Chordata; Actinopteri; Siluriformes; Bagridae
Exons: 2
Coding region: 208-1479 (423 amino acids)
Source: RefSeq, a predicted model, not a curated record
CUUCACACACACACACAGACACACACACACAUACAGUCACAUGCACUCACACAUCGAGCUCCACCAGCGCGCGCUCCAGUACACAGCAGUUUUACCAGUUUAAGUCAUUGAUAUCUGAGGAAGACAUCAUCUCUAAAGCAUCGUUUCAUGUUUCCUGGAUACGGGUUCCUUACGUCUGCUGGAGGAACCUUAAUUACCUCAUAACCGAUGGCGACUGAAGAAAGCAACGAUGCAGAGUUCCAGGAAAAAACAGGCUUGAAGAGGAAACUAACAGGACCACCACGACUUCUGUUGGGCAAAUCCAGGUCUCCGGGUCAAGAGGAGAGGAAAUCAAGAAAGCAUAGAAGACAUGACGAGGACGCCGACGACACGCCAACGGACGCAGCGAAAGACGAGCAAAGCCCUGAAUCGCACGAGCAGACGAGUCCUGAACCUCCUGAAAUGCUCCUAACUACAGAACCUGAUGGAGGAACUUGUACAGAUCUUCAAGAAAGGUGUUUGGAAACUAAUUUGGAACAAAACACAAAGAAAAGGCGGAGAAGAAGCAAAGCUGGAGCGACCAUUAGACGGAUUUUCUCCUGCGUUCGGAAGAGAAAGGAGCUGGGAAUGAAAGCUGUGGAGGACGCUGAGCAAAACACGUACCACGGAGGACACAUCAACAUCCAAGACGAGGAACUCCUCACACAUUCAGGCGAAUCCUUGAAAAUGAAGAAGCCGGUUAAGAAGAUCAGCUCAAGGAAGUUCAAGGUGCGAAUGUGGCGCGUCUUCAGAAAACGUUCAUCCACAAGCAAGCAGGAAGGGGAAGAACGUGGAGAAGAACGAUAUAAUGAUACCUUCACUGAAAUAUCUUCAGAAACAGGUGCUGGUCAGCGGAUAUCUGCAGAACCACCAGCUGUGGAGGAUCAGCAAAAUGAUUCGAGCCUGAUUGUCGAGGACGUGACCAGAAUCUGUGAGGAAAACUGUUUGGAAUCACAAGAUUCCAAAAAUGAGGUUAUAGAAAUGGGUUCCUUGAACAUAGACGUGAACGUCGUCUCGAAUGCUGUGUUCGUUCAUGAAACCGAAAGUCCCCAACAUCCACCUGAACCCCACGUCUCACGCCUCUCAGAUGAAGAGAUUCAGAUGAGCGAGUCUUCGCUAACAGAGGUUAACGAGUCUGAUUCUGAUCCGGAAGAUCCCAGGUCGUCUCCUGAAGAUCCGGUUAGAAUGGAUGACAUGCUAGUCGAUGUUCCGGUUUUCAAAUGCAAACCCGUCAUCACGAUAGAAGAUGUUCACUCAUCAGAAGAAGAGAACGACGAAUUGUUCGAAAACGUGGCUCCGCGAUACGGAACCCUGUCUCCGCUCGUCUCGCUUAACGGAUCCUGUUACACGUUAAAGACUCCGGAGAGACGUUUUUCCGAGAUCCUGCUCGCUCAGACGGCUUUGUCUUUGGUCCGAGCAGCUAUUAGCGGCGCCGUAGAACAACUUUCGGCUGAGCUGUAGAGCCGUCAGAUGGAUCAGGAUCGUGUUUAACACUCGCUAAACAAAACACAAAAGCUAAUCCGCACAAAUAUCACGCUGAGGCACGGCUUCGGAUCGUCGGAUGAACGUCAGUGUGCUUUUGUUCCUGCUUGUUGUGAGACGGUAUUGUGCUCAGAGUAACAGAUCUGUAUCAUGUUUUGACCUGUAGGUGUUUUCAGUGUUACCUUGAUAUAAUAAAGAUGAUCAGAAAUAUGGCAGAAAUAUCUCUGGAAAAUAAAUAUAUAUGUAAGUG